AUGGACUUCGUGCAAGGACUGGACCCCUCGAAACUCGUUCUGGCAGAGACCGCGCUGUCGUUCCUGCUCAGCCCCUUCGCCGCGCCGCCGUACAAUCUCCCGAUCUUCCUGUUCGGAGCAUACGCGCAAGAGAAUGCCGAGGCAGCGCAGUCUCUGCAGACUUUCACUGGCAUGCUGGGCGUGUCCGCCAUCUUCGAUAUCGUCUGGAUGGCCCGUCAUGAGCAGAAUGGCUUCAUCAAGUUCCUUACUGUGAUCCUGCUCCUUCUCAAGAUCCCUACGUUCGCUGCCUUUGGCUUGGCCAUGCGCCAGCGCGGCUCAGGCCUUAACCUGCGUGGAAGCGAUAUCACUGGCCCGACCGGUGCGUUCUGA
Messenger RNA from Schizophyllum commune H4-8, 369 nucleotides. RefSeq lists its product as uncharacterized. Bases 1 to 369 code for a protein of 122 amino acids. Lineage: Eukaryota; Fungi; Basidiomycota; Agaricomycetes; Agaricales; Schizophyllaceae. The transcript has 5 exons. The record is from RefSeq and is a predicted model, not a curated record.